AUAAUUUAACAUAAGUGAAAUAUAAUUCACUUUGAGUAUGCUAAAAAUAGUAAUUACUUGUUAAUGUUAAUUUUAGUAAAUUAUUUCUUUACUAUUACUUUUUACUAUGUAAUAGUGGACUGGAUCAGAAUUGGAAGUUGAUUUACCAAGACGCAGAAGCGAAAUCAAUCUCUCUCUUUCUCUCUCUCUCGUUUCAGCUAUAACUUGUUAAUGGAUUCAUGAAAUCUUCAAUGGCUUCAGAAAAGAUUUUAUGGAUUUUUGCAUUUUCUGCUGUAAUUGUUCAUCUUCAUCUCUGUAAAGUUCCAUCAGUACUAGCUGGUGACAUAGUUCAUGAUGAUUCAACUCCUAAGAAGCCUGGUUGCGAGAAUCAGUUUGUUCUGGUCAAAGUGCAAACUUGGGUCAACGGUGUAGAAGAUGCUGAGUUUGUUGGUGUCGGUGCUAGGUUUGGAAGAACGAUUGUAUCUAAAGAGAAAAAUGCUAGGCAUACACGUCUUAUUCUUUCAGAUCCUCGAGAUUGUUGCAGUCCUCCAAAGAAUAAGAUUGUUGGAGAUGUCAUCAUGGUGGAUCGAGGCAACUGCACAUUCACAAAAAAGGCCAAUUCUGCACAAAAUGCUAAUGCUUCAGCUAUCCUCAUCAUAAAUAACCAGAAAGAGCUUUACAAGAUGGUUUGUGAUCCUGAUGAAACUGAUUUAAACAUACACAUACCUGCUGUUAUGCUCCCACAAGACGCAGGCACAAGGCUGGAAACAAUGCUGAUGAGUACUUCAUCUGUGUCGGUACAGCUAUACUCACCACGUCGACCAGCUGUCGACGUAGCAGAAGUGUUUCUUUGGUUGAUGGCGGUUCUUACCAUAUUGUGUGCGUCAUAUUGGUCGGCAUGGAGGGCCCGAGAAGCAGCCGUUGAACAAGAUAAGUUAUUAAAGGAUGCUUCCGAUGAUAUCCCAAACAUUAAAGAUGAGGGCGUUAGUGGAAUUGUAAAUAUGAAUGCAAAAGCUGCAGUUCUUUUUGUUCUUGUUGCUUCAUGCUUCUUGUUUAUGCUUUACAAAUUGAUGUCGUCAUGGUUCAUCGAGCUUUUGGUUGUUCUCUUCUGUAUUGGUGGAAUAGAGGGCUUACAAACUUGCUUGGUUGCAGUUUUGUCAAGGUGGUUCAAGAAUGCUAGCGAAUCAUACAUUAAAUUACCUUUCAUAGGAGCUGUCUCGUAUCUGACUUUGGCCGUUACUCCAUUCUGUAUUACAUUUGCCGUUUUUUGGGCAGUUUAUCGUGACAAAUCAUUUGCCUGGAUUGGUCAAGAUAUACUUGGAAUUGCAUUGAUAAUUACAGUUCUGCAGAUUGUACAUGUGCCUAAUCUCAAGGUUGGUACAGUUCUUCUCAGUUGUUCCCUCCUUUAUGACUUAUUUUGGGUGUUUGUCUCGAAGAGGUUUUUCAACGAAAGCGUGAUGAUUGUGGUAGCUCGAGGCGAUAGAAGUGGAGAAGAUGGUAUUCCAAUGUUACUAAAGUUUCCGCGCCUUUAUGAUCCAUGGGGUGGUUACAGUAUUAUAGGUUUUGGAGACAUCCUUCUACCAGGAAUGCUGGUGGCAUUCUCACUCAGGUAUGAUUGGCUGGCAAAGAAGAGCCUUGUAAGUGGAUACUUUUUGUGGGCAAUGUUUGCCUAUGGCUUUGGUCUUUUGAUCACGUACGUGGCGCUAAACUUGAUGGAUGGGCACGGACAACCAGCACUACUAUACAUUGUUCCAUUUACUCUCGGGACCAUUCUGGCAUUGGGGCGAAAGCGAGGAGAGCUGAAGAUUUUGUGGACAAAUGGCGAACCAGAAAGAUUCUGCCCACAUGUCAGACUCCAACAUAGUGAAGAAUCAAGUCCCGAAUGAUAUUGUUUUGUAACUUGAAACCUGUUUUAAUAUAUUCUGCGCAUGUAAAUACAUGGCUGAUCUUUUGAUAAUUGGGAACAAAAUCAAUUUCAAAGGCUUAGCACAAGAGUUGUAUGAAUUUGUUACCCUUUCAUCCAAGUAGGGUCUUACAUUUGUAGAAAUAGUAUAGAUUCAAUAUUAAAGUCUGUUCAGUAA
Molecule: messenger RNA, 2060 nt
Organism: Trifolium pratense (red clover)
Lineage: Eukaryota; Viridiplantae; Streptophyta; Magnoliopsida; Fabales; Fabaceae
Product: signal peptide peptidase-like 2
Exons: 14
Coding region: 219-1865 (548 amino acids)
Biological process (GO): membrane protein proteolysis
Cellular component (GO): cytoplasmic side of endoplasmic reticulum membrane; lumenal side of endoplasmic reticulum membrane; lysosomal membrane
Molecular function (GO): aspartic endopeptidase activity, intramembrane cleaving
Source: RefSeq, a predicted model, not a curated record